AGGUGUUUAACCACUUCCUGUCCGGUCCAUGUAUAUAAACGGCUGGACGGGAGCGUUGCAGGAGUGGGUGGCCAUUUAGAAACAUCCUCCCUGCCUGUGCGCACUCCCUGGGAGCGCACGGCACCGAUCGCUGUACGGGACCUCUGUGUGAGGUCCCGAUCACGUGAUCACUGAUUGGCAAAUCAGUGAUCACUUCUGACAUCAUUGCUUACUACUAGUGAAAUCUGUGAAUGAUCACAGAGGUCACAUGGUACAAGGCUUUUCACAACAGCCUUUUACCAUGUG
Staurois parvus is the source of this 285-nucleotide messenger RNA. Lineage: Eukaryota; Metazoa; Chordata; Amphibia; Anura; Ranidae. The record is from the annotation of a GenBank genome assembly.